CAAGAAAUUGGGGCAUUGAAAAUUGCAACCUUUUGCACAUCAGCCAUAAUUUUGGCCUCAAAUUCGCAGCAGAAUCGUAUCUCAAGAUCUCAUCAGGCAAAUUCGGUAGGUUUCAAUCGCAUAACAGUUCAAAAUCCUAAUCUUCUUCUGCUACAAAUGCCUCCGUUCAAUUCCGCACCGAGGGCGCUGGCGCGUUUGGUAGCGCUCCGUAAUCCAUCGCGGCGGCGCACGAGAAAUUAUCCUAGCUUCAGCCAGGUUCGGCCUUCGAGUAAUAUCGCUGGGAACAAUGCAUUUUCUCCAGAGGAAAAUCGGCGUCACGGGAAUUAUAGUUUCCUAGGUUCUGCAAAUUCGUCGCGUAUUUGUAAUUUUGUUCACCAAAAGAGAGGCUUUUUGGGAUGCGGUGAUGGCGAGGAGGGUGGUAUGCUAUCAAAAGUGCACCAGGAAAAGCGUGUGUUGGGAUAUUCACCUGAACAGUUGUUCAAUGUGGUUGCUGCGGUUGACAUGUAUGAAGAUUUUCUUCCUUGGUGUCAGCGCUCACAGAUAAUUUGCCAGAACCCUGAUGGAAGUUUUGAUGCGGAGUUAGAAAUUGGCUUUAAAUUUUUUGUUGAAAGUUAUACAUCUCAUGUGGAGUUAACAAAACCAAAAUCCAUUAAGACGACUUCAUCCCAAACUAGCCUUUUUGAACAUUUGAUUAAUGUCUGGGAGUUUUCCCCUGGACCCGUUCCUGGAAGUUGCAGCCUCUAUUUCAUGGUGGACUUCAAGUUUCAAUCGCCACUUUAUCGACAAGUUGCCAAUAUGUUCUUCAAAGAAGUGGUUUCUCGGCUUGUUGGUUCGUUCAACGAUCGAUGUAGACAAAUAUAUGGACCUGGGGUUCAAGUUCUUGAAAAUAUCUAUGAUCACUGAACAUAAUAGUCAUUUUGAUAAUAUUGUCAAAACCCUGUCGUUUUCAUAAGCUGAGUUCUCUCAUUUACUAUUGAAAUGCUGAGAAAGGUACCAACCCCUCCCUUGCCUGACUUUUCUUCUUCUGAUACGUCGUCUCGAUCUAUUUCUUGAAACGAUGUCGUUUUGUUUUCUUCGGGCGAUAGAGAGAAGAGGUGAAAUUAUUCGUGUAUAUGGUGAAACAUGAAUUUUUCUAGUUUUUUUUACCUUAGGUUAAAGCCCAUAGGCCAUAUGUAUUUGAGAAAAUAAAAUAGGAACUUUAUUCUUAAGAGUUUAAGUGGAAAUUGUAAGUGCUGUCAAAUUUGACAAUAUUCACUUUUUAGUA
Messenger RNA from Salvia splendens (bonfire salvia), 1264 nucleotides. Its product is annotated as coenzyme Q-binding protein COQ10 homolog, mitochondrial-like. The coding region runs from base 157 to 903 and encodes 248 amino acids. Gene Ontology annotation, molecular function: ubiquinone binding. The transcript is spliced from 4 exons. Gene Ontology annotation, biological process: cellular respiration. Gene Ontology annotation, cellular component: mitochondrion. The record is from RefSeq and is a predicted model, not a curated record. Lineage: Eukaryota; Viridiplantae; Streptophyta; Magnoliopsida; Lamiales; Lamiaceae.